AUGGAAACAAAUACAGGAAGUACGAAAAGUACAAGAAGUACAAGAACCAGAAAAACAAGAAAGUCUAAGGAUCCUAAUGCACCAAAGAGAGCAUUGUCUGCUUACAUGUAUUUUGCUAACGAAAAUAGAGACAUCGUGAGAUCUGAGAAUCCUGAAAUCUCCUUUGGUCAGAUGGGUAAGUUAUUAGGUGAAAGGUGGAAAUCUUUAAACAAUCAGGACAAAUUGCCUUAUGAAAAUAAAGCAAAGAUUGAUAAAGAAAGAUAUUACAAUGAAAAGGAACUAUAUAAUAAUACUAUGUCAAAAAUUUAA
Arxiozyma heterogenica is the source of this 309-nucleotide messenger RNA. It is a transcript of the gene NHP6B, whose product is annotated as high-mobility group nucleosome-binding protein. The record is from RefSeq and is a predicted model, not a curated record. Gene Ontology annotation, molecular function: DNA binding, bending. The transcript has a single exon. Lineage: Eukaryota; Fungi; Ascomycota; Saccharomycetes; Saccharomycetales; Saccharomycetaceae. Bases 1 to 309 code for a protein of 102 amino acids.